AUGGUGUCACGAACCCUCUUAGCAGCUCUCGUAGCUGGAGCUGCAGCUCAUCCAAUGAUCGAAGCCCGACAGAGUGCAGUCAAUCAAACCCUGGAGUCGUGGAUCCAACGUCAAUUCAAUAUCUCCCUGGAUUCAGCCAUCCUCAAUAUCGGAGGCGUCAAUGGAAAUGUUGUCGAGGCUGCCGGUACGGGAUAUGUUGUUGCAUCACCUUCCACGAUCAAUCCGGAUUACUUCUACACCUGGACUCGAGACUCCGCGCUGACCGAGUUGAUGAUCGUCGACGAACUCAUCUUCGGCACUGAGAGAGUAGGCAACAACUCAUUGCAAGUUGUUGUUGAGCAAUAUACACGAGCACAAGCCCGGCUCCAGACUGUCACCAACCCUUCCGGUGCUUUGUGGCCAGCUGGUCAAGGUCUAGGAGAACCAAAAUUCUACAGCAAUGGUACAAGAUUUAAUGGCGCAUGGGGCAGACCACAAAACGAUGGUCCCGCCCUACGAGCAUCAACUUUGAUGGAAAUUGCCGAGGCCAUAUUUCGUCGAAACCCUAAUGCCCCAACCAUCGUAUCAACUGUUUACUGGCCACUUAUUUACAAUGACCUUCUGUACGUCGGUCAGUACUGGAACACGAGCAGCUACGACCUCUGGGAAGAAGUGAACGGAAACUCGUUCUUUACAACCACUGCCCAACACAGAGCGCUUGUACAAGGUUCUAUCUGGGCUCAACGACUCAAUAAGACUUGCGAGCCAUGCGCUCAAGCUCCACAGAUCGCCUGCUUUCUAGAGAACAACUUUUGGAACGAGACUGGUAACUAUGUGCUCGCCAAUAUCAAUGCCAAUCAAGUCAACAGGUCCCAGAUCAAUUGUGAUCCCAUCUUGGCCGCGAUGCAUGCUUUUGAUAUCAAUGCUACGUGUGAUGCAGCUGCCCUACAGCCAUGCAAUUCCAAGACUUUGGCGACUCACAAGGUUUGGGUUGACUCUUUCCGCGACCUCUAUCCGGUCAACAACAAUGCGACAGCGCCAUCGCCAGUCCUGACCGGUCGCUAUCCUGAGGAUACAUAUUAUGGUGGUAACCCUUGGUACAUAACAACAGCAGCAGCAGCAGAAGUCCUCUAUGACGCACAUGCACAAUUCACCAAAGCAGGCAGAAUUACAGUGGAUCGCGUUUCCCUUCCUUUCUGGCAGGAUCUCGUUCCGCAGGUUAGGCAAGGCGUCUACCACAGCCCUGGCAAUGGCACUGCGUUGCUUGAUGCUGUAAAGACCUACGCCGAUGGCUUCCUGUCCGUAAUCCAGACAUAUACACCUGCUAAUGGUACCUUGAACGAGCAGAUCAACAGGACAACCGGCGAGCCAACAUCUGCCAUCGCAUUGACGUGGUCUUUCGCAGCACUUGUGACUGCAGUCGACCGACGAAAUGGUGAUUUCCCUCCAUCUUGGGGUGCCAACUCUACCACCGCCAACAACGUUUCAAACAUUUGCUCUUGGUCAGCGUACAACUCUACUACCAAGUAUGCUCCUGUCUUAGCUCUAGGAGCAUCUCCCGUCCCGACCCCUUGUGAGACUGAGGUCAUACUAAACCUACUUUACGCGACCGGACCAGGUGAAAACACCUACAUCGUGGGCAACACGUCGGUCUUCGGCAAUACUCUUAGCAACACAAGUGCCGUCAUUCAGGUCUUGAGAACCAACAAUGUUACCAAUGGUAACCCACAAUGGUUUGUACCGGCCUGGUUGCCUGCGGGCGUUCCUCUUGAGUACAAGUACGUCGUGCUUAACUCAACCGACAAUACCUAUAAAUUUGAGAAUGUGUCCCACUUCGCAUACCCGCCCGCCUGUGGGAACAAUACAGUUGUCUCGUACUUGGUCAAUGGUACAUCAUUGUAUACAUGA
Messenger RNA from Lithohypha guttulata, 1887 nucleotides. RefSeq lists its product as uncharacterized. The coding region runs from base 1 to 1887 and encodes 628 amino acids. Gene Ontology annotation, molecular function: glucan 1,4-alpha-glucosidase activity; starch binding. Gene Ontology annotation, biological process: polysaccharide catabolic process. Gene Ontology annotation, cellular component: fungal-type vacuole. The record is from RefSeq and is a predicted model, not a curated record. Lineage: Eukaryota; Fungi; Ascomycota; Eurotiomycetes; Chaetothyriales; Trichomeriaceae. The transcript has 3 exons.